Molecule: messenger RNA, 2743 nt
Organism: Nyctereutes procyonoides (raccoon dog)
Lineage: Eukaryota; Metazoa; Chordata; Mammalia; Carnivora; Canidae
Product: OX-2 membrane glycoprotein-like
Exons: 7
Coding region: 314-1201 (295 amino acids)
Biological process (GO): regulation of immune response; negative regulation of macrophage activation
Molecular function (GO): cell-cell adhesion mediator activity
Source: RefSeq, a predicted model, not a curated record
CUGGGGGAGCGGCUCCCGCCGGGCCCGGGGCGGGGACAGGGCCUCCUCCGCGCGCCCCGGCCUCCCGGAGGAAUUCCCUCGGGCUCCCAGCCCCGGCCGCAGUGCGGCGCCGCCCGAGCCACCGCGGGGAUGCGGACCGCUUGGCGGGUUAUUUCAGUAUCUUCCUUAACAACGGAGAAGGGUGGCCUCGGAGCUUGUGUUUACUCUGCGCCCUGGAUGCUGCUAAAUCUUGCCAACCAUCCUUCAGAGGAGGAAUGCUUCUGUGAUUUUACAAAUAAGGAGAACAAGCAGAGAGGUUAAUUUUUCCAAGUCCAUGCGACUACGCGCCAUGGGAUCAGGAUUUGCUCCUAGAAACUCAGGGGAAGAGGCAUGGAUAGGAGCAGUUACCUGCCAGGGGUCCAGCCGCCAGGUGUUCAGGAGGCUCUUCUGUCAACUGUCUACCUGUGGACUGAUUUGGCUCUUGGCAACAGUGAUGCUAUGCAGGGCGCAAGUGGUGACCCAAGACGAAAAAAGGCUGCUGAAUACACCUGCUUCCUUAAGAUGCUCUCUGCAAAAUCCCGAGGAAGUCUUGAUAGUGACAUGGCAAAAAGUCAAACCUGUGAGCCUGGAAAACAUGGUCACCUUCAGCAAGAACCAUGGGGUCGUGGUCCAGCCUGCCUACAAGGACAAGAUAAAUGUCACCCAGCUGGAGCUCAAGAACUCAACCAUUACCUUCUGGAAUACCACCCUGGAGGAUGAAGGGUGUUACAAGUGCCUCUUCAACACUUUUGGUUCUGGGAAGAUCUCAGGAACAGCCUGCCUCACCCUCUCUGUACAGCCCACAGUGUUUCUUCACUACAACUUCUUCGAAGACCAGCUAAAUAUCACGUGUUUUGCCAAUGCCCGCCCAGCACCUGUGAUCUCUUGGAAGGUCGCUGGGUCAGGGAUUGAAAACAGUACUGAGGUUCUCUUGCACCCCAAUGGGACCACAUCAGUCACAAGCGUCCUCCACGUCAAAGACCCCAAGAGACAAGUGGGGAAGGAAGUGGUUUGCCAGGUUCUGCACCUGGGGACAGUGACCAGCCUCAGGCAGACUGUGGAUAAAGGCUUUUGGUUUUCUGUUCCGCUGUUGUUAAGUAUUGUUUCCCUGGUAAUUCUUCUGGUCUUAAUCUCAAUCUUAUUAUAUUGGAAACGUCGUCGGAACCAGGACAGAGAGCCCUAGAGGAAUCACACCCUGAAAGUUUUCAGAACCCAGAAAGUUAUGCCCUGGUCUACUUGAAUCUGACUCAGGAGGAAGGCAGGAGGAAAAGGGUCUUCUCUAAGGGACCUAAAGAACAGAAGAGGUAGGGGUAAAAGACUUAAGAAUUUCAAGAUUUUCUACUGCCAUCUAAGCUACCCAGCGCUUCUGGGAGUUCCAAAAGGAAGUCAUUUUACCUCUCAAGUCUGUUGUAGGACUUGAUUAUGUGAAGCAAUGCAGCGUUGUACUGUCGAAAGGAUACUGGAUUUUGAAUCAGUAGCCACAACUCAGAGGCUGACUCAGGCUCUACCUGAUGGCAGCCCUUUGUUCAUCGUUGUAGCUCAAUGAGCUUCACAGCUGCAUCCAGAAAAUUAGAAAUCUGGACCUGAUAGUUUGCCAUUCUGCUCUAAAAAUUGAUGUAACACCAGGAGAAAAAGAAAUAAAGAAAUGGAAAAAAAAAAAAAGAACGGAGAACACAGGAAGGUGUUAAGGACCAGAGAACUUUUCUGAAACCACCUUUUACCUUUCUGUUGCUGUUCCAUCUAUUCUUCCAUAUUGUUCUUAGGUCCAGGAGUCUUGUUUCCUCAUCACCUGGUGAGGGUAGUCACUCUAUGAGGUAACUCAUUGCCUGGUUAGUAACAGGUCUUUCUAGAACCCUUGGUUUCACUGCUGUUCUUCAUGUUCUUCUGUGAUGUUGACCACAAUGACUAUGGAACUGAAUUCAUUACUUACUAGUCAGAAUAACGCUGACAACCUUUUUUUUAAUUUUUUUUAAUUUUUAUUUAUUUAUGAUAGUCACAGAGAGAGAAAGAGAGAGAGGCAGAGACACAGGCAGAAGGAGAAGCAGGCUCCAUGCACCGGGAGCUGGAUGUGGGAUUCAAUCCCGGGUCUCCAGGAUCGCGCCCUGGGCCAAAGGCAGGCACCAAACCCCUGCGCCACCCAGGGAUCCCUAACGCUGACAACCUUAACUUGACUUAUCUACUUAUAUAGAAGAAGAAGUAUUCUUGGUCCAGCAGUUCACAUUUUUAAAAAAGCAUUUCCUGUUCCAUUUGACUUAUAAUAUGAUGGAGUUCUAUAUUAGUCAUUGUGAACUCAAUUUAGUAUAAUGAAAAUAUAUAAUAAAACAAAAACAAGCAUUUAGGAAGUUUCCUGAAUAACAGUCCAUUCAAAUGCUUUUCCCUCUUAGCUUCUUUUCCCAUGAGUUAACUUCUCAUAAUAGCAGAGAAAAUAUGUAUGGGUUUACAAAUGCCUUUGUCCUAAAUAUAUUGUUCUAACUAGUGAAACAAUUUUGAACUCUUUUUUUUUUUUUUUUUUUUUUACAAUUUUGAACUCUUAAUCACAAGACCAAAUUAGUGACUUUUUCAGUACCUUUUGUCUCUACUCAGUGACCUAGGAACUAAAACGCAAGUUGUGUUCACUGUUGAACUGAAUAUUUGUAUAUUUAGUAAGCUUUUCGUAUGUUAUUUAAUUCUGUAUUAUUAUAUUUGUAUUAAGAUACUGACUGAUUAUAAAUGUCAAAUCUAAAUA